Messenger RNA from Humulus lupulus (European hop), 808 nucleotides. Its product is annotated as beta-galactosidase 9-like. The record is from RefSeq and is a predicted model, not a curated record. Gene Ontology annotation, biological process: carbohydrate metabolic process. Gene Ontology annotation, cellular component: cell wall; vacuole. The coding region runs from base 60 to 548 and encodes 162 amino acids. NCBI's taxonomy places the organism in Eukaryota, Viridiplantae, Streptophyta, Magnoliopsida, Rosales, Cannabaceae. The transcript is spliced from 6 exons. Gene Ontology annotation, molecular function: beta-galactosidase activity.
AAUCAUAAUCCUUAUGUUGUCUACCUCUUUGAUUGUUAAGAUGCUUCACAUUUUCUUAUAUGUUCUUAUUGCAAAUUUAUCAGAUUGAAAAUAAAUACGGAAAUAUUGAAAGGAAGUUUGGGCAGAAAGGAAAGGACUAUGUUAAGUGGGCAGCAAAGAUGGCUUUAAGCCUUGGUGCUGGGGUUCCAUGGGUGAUGUGCAGGCAAACUGAUGCUCCGGAUGAAGUUAUAGAUGCAUGCAAUGGAUACUACUGUGAUGGUUAUAGGCCAAAUUCCUAUAACAAACCCACGCUUUGGACUGAAAAUUGGGAUGGAUGGUAUACGACAUGGGGUGGAAGAUUGCCUCACAGACCUGUAGAAGACCUUGCAUUUGCAGUCGCACGCUUUUACCAACGUGGAGGGAGCUUUCAGAACUACUAUAUGUACUUUGGUGGAACAAACUUUGGUCGAACUUUCGGCGGACCGUUCUAUAUUACUAGUUAUGAUUAUGAUGCUCCAAUUGAUGAAUAUGGCUUAUUGAGUGAGCCUAAAUGGUCCCAGAAGAUGUGAGAGCUCCAUUGCGACACUAUAUUUUGGAACAUUUUGACAUCAACUUGAAUGAUGAGACAACUAAAAAAUGCAUUGAUGAGCAAAUGAGAAAAUCUUGGAAGGGUCAUAAGUACAAGCUGCACUUAUAUUUCAAAGAAAUUGGAGGAGAAAAUGAUCUUGAGAUGGCCAAGAGCAAACGUCAUCCAGACUUAAAAGAAGAACAUCAAGAAGAUUGGAUGAUUUUGUGUGAUCGUUGGUGUUCUCUUGAAUUUAAGGUAACA